Tribolium castaneum (red flour beetle) is the source of this 2293-nucleotide messenger RNA. RefSeq lists its product as uncharacterized. Gene Ontology annotation, cellular component: PAS complex; endosome membrane. Bases 36 to 2216 code for a protein of 726 amino acids. NCBI's taxonomy places the organism in Eukaryota, Metazoa, Arthropoda, Insecta, Coleoptera, Tenebrionidae. Gene Ontology annotation, biological process: phosphatidylinositol biosynthetic process. The transcript is spliced from 12 exons. The record is from RefSeq and is a predicted model, not a curated record.
UGAGGUUAGCCGUGAGCCCCCUUAAACAGUGCAAGAUGUCUGAAAAAGACUACGCCCCUCUUAGUGCAGCUUGCGUGCGCGCCCUCCACGACAAGUUGUACGAAAAGCGCAAAACCGCUGCACUGGAAAUAGAAAAAAUGGUGAAGGAAUUUGCGAACUUGAAUAACACGAGUCAGAUUCGGAGGUUGUUGAAGGUGUUGGGUCAGGAUUUCGCGUCGUCACAGAACCCCCAUGCCCGCAAAGGGGGGCUUAUUGGGUUGGCAGCGACGGCGAUCGCUCUGGGAAAAGAUACGAGCAAUUACACCGAUGAGUUGAUUAAACCGAUUUUGGGGUGUUUGUCUGAUCAGGACUUGAGAGUUAGGUAUUAUGCGUGUGAGUCUUUGUAUAACGUUGUGAAGGUGUCUCGAGGGGCGGUUUUGCCCCACUUUUCUGCUAUCUUUAACGCUUUGAGUAAAAUUGCAACGGAUCCCGAUCAACACGUGAAAAAUGCGUCAGAAUUGCUUGAUAGGCUACUGAAAGAUAUUGUUACUGAGAGUUCAAAUUUCGACUUGGAAGGUUUCAUGCCUUUAUUGCGCGAACGAAUUUACACGAAAGCAACUUUUGCGCGCCAGUUCGUCAUUUCCUGGAUUUCGGUCCUUGACAUGGUCCCUGAUAUUGAUCUACUUUUCUAUUUACCGGAGAUUCUUGACGGACUUUUCCGUAUUCUAGCAGACACGAAUCUAGAAGUGAAAAAAAUGUGCGAAACAACUCUGAACGAAUUUUUACGAAACAUAAAAUCAGAUCCCUCCAAGGUGAAUUUUCCGGCCAUGAUCAACAUACUCAUAAAUCAUGCCCAAGAGAAAAACGACGACUUAGUCCAAUUCACAGCGAUUACUUGGAUCAAAGAAUUUGUGCAAUUAUCGGGCCCCGCGAUGUUACCAUACAUGUCGGGGAUUUUCACCGCAGUGUUGCCCUGCCUGGCAUACGACACGGAAUCACGGAGAAACAUUAAGGAAACAGCCACGGCGGUCAAUUUCACUCUCAUGAAACUAAUUGCCGUUCACGGUGACGAUAGCGGGGGACGAACCACCACUGGUAUGAUACAAAAUUUGGGAAUUUGCGGUAAAUUUGACGUUUCAGGUGAGGCAAACCUCAGCCAACUCGAUCUGCAAUCGGUGGUGGACGUUUUAACCCAAUACAUGAUGCAUAACUCAAUUCAAACCAAAGUAGCAGUAUUAAAGUGGAUACACGAUUUGUAUACAAAAUUGCCAGACGAAAUGGUGAAUCACAUUGAUGUUCUUUUUCCGGCUCUCCAACGCACUUUGGCGGAUGAAGCCGAUCAAGUGGUACAACAGUGUCUAGUCGUGAUUGCGGAAGUGAUUUCGUCGCCUGUUACGAAAAAAACCAGUCCCGAUGAUGGGACCAUGAAGCAUCUAGGAUGCGAGACUAAUCCGUACUAUAACAAAUUUUUGAUAAGUCUUUUACAGGCAUUUAACACGGAGAAGAGGCUUUUAGACGAACGAGGUUCUUUUAUUAUUAGACAACUCUGUGUGUUACUUAACGCCGAAGAAAUCUACCGCAACUUAGCCCACAUUUUACUUAAUGAACCAAAUCUAAAAUUCACACGACUGAUGGUGGAACACCUCAACAUGAUUUUAUUAACAUCGUCGGAACUGUACGAUAUGAGAAAUCGAUUAAAAGAAUUAAAAACAGAAGAAAGCUGUUCAUUGUUUUGUUGUUUGUAUGAAACGUGGUCUUAUAAUCCUGUUGCAACCGUCGCUUUGUGUCUUUUGACGCAGAGUUAUGCUCACGUUUGUGACUUAAUUAGGCUAUUUGGUAACUUGGAAGUUACCGUCGAUUUUUUAAUGGAAAUUGAUAAACUAGUCCAAUUGAUUGAAUCACCAAUUUUUGCGUAUUUGAGAUUAGAAUUAUUACAAGUCCCAUGUGAUAAAAACCUGAUCCAGGCCUUGUACGGCUUAUUAAUGUUGUUACCGCAAACAGAUGCCUUUCAGACUCUUAAAAUACGUCUGAGUUGUAUACCAAGCUUACAUUUACAUUGCGACGACAAGGCAACAAUUCAGCCAAACUCAGCCCAGCAGUUUAAAAAAAAUAUCGACUUUGCCAAGCUUUUGCAGCACUUUAUUGAAGUCCAAGAAAAGUACAAAGAAUACAAAAAAAUGAUGCGGUUGAAAGACCUCACAUACGCGGAAAAAGAACUUAGCAAUCUAGAAUUUUAACAUUCCCGUUAAGCCAAAUACUCGAGUUUUUAUAAAAUAAUUUUUAUUCGUGAUAUUAAUAAAUUACAAACGGAAAA